GAGCUGUUUGUGCGAGCAAGGAGGCUAGAUGAUUACCCCUGAAGCCCUCGCUAUGAGGCCGAUCGGGGUAGAGGUGACUCCCGCGGCCGAUGGGAGAGGGACGGCAGAUACGAGAGAUCGGACCGGGAUGGAUAUAGGGACGACAGAUACGAGAGGUCGGAUCGAGAUGGCUACAGAGGAAGUAGAUAUUAGAGAGGAGAUCGGGACUGGGAACAACAAGAUGGGUCACGUGAACGGUUUGAGCGCGGGGGAGAAGCGAGAGAGCAGCGCGACGAGACGCGAGGAUGGUACAACCGAGGGGACCGACGCGAUGAGUCACGAGGACGCUAUGACUCGGGGGACCGCCGGAAUGACUCGCGAGGGCAAUGAUCUCGGAGAUGUAUCGAUGUUCCAUUCGAUGAAGGAGAAUGUCGAAGCAAGGAGAAUAAAGACGAAUAAAGGAAUGGAGCCGGUCAGGAGUCAGAGCAUCAAGAUAACCUUUGAAGGGGACAUGACGACCACACCCAUAAGGGUGGCAGCCACCAAGUCGGCGAGAGGAUCUACAUCGAAGAAAACUGAUACGGAUUACGUGAUGGCGGAGAAGGACGGGCAGCGGGUCGAUGGAGAGGAGGUUAUCCUUUCGCCGCGAAAGCGGAGAGUGAAGAAGUUCUUAAUGAAGAGUUCGCUGGACGAGAUUGACACGGUCGAGCCACUGAGGCGGGCCGUUCGGCAACCCAUGCAGUGCUCUAUUCUGGAAUACCUGGCGGCAUCGAAGCCAACUCGUGAUGAGUUACAGAUGAUCACGCGGAAGACUCGCAUACCUCUAUCAGAGGAGGGGCAGGGGGCCCCUAAGGCGGAAGCUUCUACAGUAGCAGUAACGGGGGUGACUGCCAAAGCGGAUCGUACGGCGACAAUCCUUCUCGAUGGAAUGGAAGGUGUGCCUCCAGACAAGUUUUAUAUACUUGGUAGCGGGGCCGUGGAAACGAUUAUAAACGAUGGGGCAGUACUCGAUGCUGUGAUUGAUAACGGCAGUGAGGCUGUCAUCAUAGAUGAGGACCUGGCGGUACAACUUGGACUGGGCCUCGAUAGGUCAUACCUAUUCGAGAUAGAGACGGUCGAUGGGAGAAAGCAACAGAUCACUGGGGUUUAUCACAAAGCAGCCAUAGAAGUCCAAGGGGUACGAGUGACCCUGCCAGUCUUUGCAGUCAAGAACUGCAACUCCGACCUGCUCUUGGGUCGAACGUGGCUGAGCCACGUGCAUGCGGUGACGAUAGAGCGACCAGAUGGGAGCCAAACAUUGUCCAUUAAGAAGCCAGACGGGACGCGGGUAAUGAUUGAGACAGUGGAGCCUCGGGACCCGAGGAACAGGGCAGCUCUCGCUGUGGGUGCGAAACCCCGUGAUCAGAUUAAGUCGUUGCCUAUCUCCGGCCGCGCGGUGCGAUUUCGCGAGAAGAGAUAUGGUCCACUGCUCAUAGAGGAAGAAGGUCGGAUCGUGGAGGUGGAAGAUUUAGGAAGCCAGCUAAUAGUGGACGACAACUCGUACCCAAAGGAAAAAGAUGAGGAAUUUGGCGGUGUGGUAUCCGAGCGAGAACGUGUGAUAGAAAUUCUCAAGACCUGUGAUAAGGCCAUAACUUUCAGCGACGCGGAGCGCGGUAGGAUUGACCCUCGAUACGCUAAGCCAACGAGGAUUUAUACGAUUCCACAUGUUCCUUGGAAUGACGCGGGAUGGAAAUACGCCCAGAAGGAGAAGGAAGAAGUUAUCGCUUUCCUGAAAGAAAAGAUGAUUUCCCACGUUGCGGAGCCGUCUGAGAGCGCUUAUGCUAAUCGAUGGUUCUUCGUACGGAAGCCGAAUGGCAAGAUUCGAUGGAUCCAGGACCUUCAGAAGGUCAACGCGGUGACGAUACGAGACGUGGGCUCCGUGCCACACGCUGAUUUACUGGCAGAAGGCGCAACAGAUGGACUUUCACGCAUCCCUCUCGAGCGUCCGAUAGUAGCUGGGGCUCUGACAAUGGCAGAGCCGAGACGCGCCGAGAGAUUUCUAGUUAAUCUUUACGAGGGAAAGUACCGAAUGAUCGGACUACACCUGACGGGAGAAGAGAGUCAAGAUUCAGAUAUCCGGAAGCAAGCAGCCCAGUACUGCCUUAGAGCGGGSCACCUUUUCCGAAGGCCAGUAGGGUCGGGAAUGCCCUUACGAGUAGUCUGUGACCCUGAGGAGAGACAGACAAUAGUUGCGGAGCUUCACGACGGGGUAGUCGGAGGACACAGGGGAGUCAAAGGAACCUACGAAAAGGUACGCAGGUUGUACUGGUGGGAAGGACAGUAUAAGGACGUCGAGAGGUAUUGUAGGACCUGCGAAGAGUGCCAGAAGAGAGCUCUUGUGAAAUACAAAGAGCCACUUCAUCCAUCCUAUCCAACCCGACCAGGAGAGAAGGUACACAUCGAUCUAGUGAAAAUGCCGAGAGGGGUAGGCAAUAUGAACUACGUCGUGAACAUACGAGACGAUUUCACUGGGUUCGUGGACGGUAGACCUAUCAGGAGUAAGGCGGCAAAKGAAGUWAARAACUUUGUCCUAGAGUACUUAUCUAGGUAUGGUUGUGUCAGCAAGAUAGUGAUGGACAGAGGUGCGGAAUUCCUAGCCGACGAGGUCCAGAGCGUGUUUAGGAGAGUCGGUGCGAGAGUUUUGGUAGCCACCGCCUAUCACCCACAGUCGAACUCCCCAGUAAAGAGGGGACACCAGACUCUGAUAGCGUCACUGUCCAAGUGGUGCAAGGGUAAGGACAGUGAUUGGCCACGAUAUUUUCGAUACGCAAUAUGGGCGGACAACGUCACGGUCCGGGCUAGUACCGGAUACCCCCCGUACACCUUGUGGUUUGGGCGACAUUGUCCACUUCCCAUAGAGUUUCACGUCGACAACUGGACAACCGUCGACUGGGCGGAGGAGAUGUCCAGAGAGGAACUCUUAGCUGCCCGAACGAGGCAAAUAGCCUAUGGUUUGGAAGAUGACCUCAUGACAGCGGCAGAUCGUCUGGUAGUAGAAAGGGACAAGGGUAAAGAGAAAUGGGAUAAGAACGUGCGAAUUAGAAAAGAGAGGGUGAACGUAGGAGAUAUGGUCCUUCUCUACGAUGCAGCGCUGGAAAGAACCUGGACCGGAAAACUCGCCAACAGAUGGAUGGGACCUUACAGRGUGGUUGAGGCACUCGACUGGGGUGCAUAUAUGAUAGCAGAAUUGGAUGGAUCUAAGUGGAAGGACCCAGUGGCGGGCGCUAGCUACCGCAAUGGACCAGGGCGCGAUGGCCGGGCCUAGAUUGACGAGGGCAAGAAAUUUUCUGGGCCUGGAGCAUUGGGGCUGUAGGGACUGCGACGCGGACCGAGUCGAAGCAGGGCAGUUGGCCACAGACAGUGGAUAUAAGGGAAGUAAACGGGUACCAAGGGG
Chara braunii is the source of this 3412-nucleotide messenger RNA. The record is from the annotation of a GenBank genome assembly. Lineage: Eukaryota; Viridiplantae; Streptophyta; Charophyceae; Charales; Characeae.